This is a messenger RNA of Elephantulus edwardii (Cape elephant shrew), 1371 nucleotides long. It is a transcript of the gene NFS1, whose product is annotated as NFS1 cysteine desulfurase. The record is from RefSeq and is a predicted model, not a curated record. Gene Ontology annotation, molecular function: cysteine desulfurase activity; pyridoxal phosphate binding. Gene Ontology annotation, biological process: [2Fe-2S] cluster assembly. Gene Ontology annotation, cellular component: nucleus; mitochondrion; cytosol. NCBI's taxonomy places the organism in Eukaryota, Metazoa, Chordata, Mammalia, Macroscelidea, Macroscelididae. The transcript is spliced from 13 exons. Bases 1 to 1371 code for a protein of 456 amino acids.
AUGCUGGUGCGGAUUGCUUGGAGGCGGGCGACUCUGGCCUUGAGUGCGGCUCCCGCGUCGAAGCCCGGGACGCCCUUCCGGGGGCUGUGCGCGCGCGUUGUAGAUCAUGGCCCCCAGGCGGCAGAUAGGGACACUCGCUCGACUCCCGAGGCGGAGUCAGUGCUACGACCGCUCUACAUGGAUGUGCAAGCCACAACUCCUCUGGACCCCCGGGUGCUUGAUGCCAUGCUCCCUUACUUAGUCAACUAUUAUGGGAACCCACACUCCCGGACACAUGCUUAUGGCUGGGAGAGUGAGGCAGCCAUGGAACAAGCUCGACAGCAAGUAGCAUCUCUGAUUGGGGCUGACCCUCGUGAGAUUAUUUUCACUAGUGGUGCUACUGAAUCCAACAACAUAGCGAUUAAGGGGGUGGCUAGGUUCUACAAGUCACGGAAAAAGCACUUGAUCACCACCCAGACUGAACACAAAUGUGUCUUGGACUCCUGUCGCUCACUGGAAGCUGAAGGCUUUCAGGUCACCUACCUACCAGUGCAGAAGAGUGGGAUCAUCGACUUAAAGGAACUAGAGGCUGCCAUCCGACCUGAUACCAGCCUGGUCUCAGUCAUGACUGUGAACAAUGAAAUUGGAGUGAAGCAGCCCAUUGCGGAAAUAGGGCAGGUUUGCAAUUCCAGAAAGGUAUAUUUCCACACUGAUGCAGCCCAGGCUGUUGGGAAAAUUCCACUUGACGUCAACAACAUGAAAAUUGACCUCAUGAGCAUCAGUGGUCACAAACUUUAUGGUCCAAAAGGAGUUGGUGCCAUCUAUAUUCGCCGCCGGCCCCGCGUGCGUGUGGAGGCAUUACAGAGUGGAGGAGGGCAAGAGCGGGGCAUGCGGUCUGGGACAGUGCCUACACCUUUGGUGGUGGGGCUGGGGGCUGCAUGUGAGGUGGCACAGCAAGAGAUGGAGUAUGACCAUAAGCGAAUUUCAAAGUUGGCAGAGCGCCUGAUAGAGAAGAUAAUGAAGAAUCUUCCAGAUGUAGUGAUGAAUGGGGACCCUGAGCACCAUUAUCCAGGCUGUAUCAACCUCUCCUUUGCAUACGUGGAAGGAGAGAGUCUGCUGAUGGCCCUCAAGGAUGUUGCCUUAUCCUCAGGGAGCGCCUGCACAUCUGCCUCCCUGGAGCCCUCUUAUGUUCUUAGAGCAAUUGGGACUGAUGAGGAUUUGGCUCAUUCUUCUAUCAGGUUUGGCAUUGGCCGCUUCACGACAGAGGAAGAAGUGGACUACACAGCAGAAAAGUGCAUACAGCAUGUGAAGCGUCUUCGAGAAAUGAGCCCUCUUUGGGAGAUGGUACAAGAUGGCAUUGAUCUUAAGAGCAUCAAGUGGACCCAACAUUAG